CGACGGAACCGAGCGCGGUGCAGUCCGUGCUGCCCCUCCCAAGCCCUCCUCUUACUUCCCUAUGUUUCGUUAAAUCCGUCUACAUCUCUCUUUGUACCCCCGACCCCCUUUUCCUCCCCUUCCGAUCAAGCAAAAAUCCCCAAAAAAUCUGCAAAAAUCCUCAAAAAAAGCAGCGAUCUCCCGUGAUCCCAGAUCCUUGUCCCCAUAAUUACCCACCAAAAAAUCCUAUCGAAAAGAGGAAGGUUUGUCGUGCUCGUCGUUGUAAUCGCUAGGGUUUGUUCCAAUAACGAGAGGAAGGGGGAGAAAAAUUCCAAAAAAUAUCUAUCCUGUGCGAGAGAUGGCGCAGGCUCCGAUGCAGCAUCAGGCGCCGAACGGGACGGUCGACAACAAUAUCGCCUCCGCCGGCGGGGGCCACUCCUCGCCGACGUCGCUGUACGUGGGUGACCUGCACGGGAGCGUGACGGACGCGCAGGUCUACGAUCUGUUCAGCCAGAUCGGCCCCUUGCUGUCGGUCCGGGUCUGCCAUGACGUCAAUACGCACCGAUCUCUCGGCUAUGCUUAUGUCAACUUUAUUAACCCUGCCGAUGCUGCUACGGCAUUGGAUGUGCUGAACUUUACCCCACUUAACAACAAGCCUAUUCGCAUCAUGUAUUCGAACCGUGACCCUAGUAUCCGCAGAAGUGGAGCAGCAAAUGUUUUCAUUAAGGUACAAUGCAAUUUGAAUUUGGAUAAAGAAAUAGACAACAAGGCACUACAUGAGAUAUUUUCGUCUUUUGGUAGUAUUCUCUCCUGCAAGGUCGCAACAGAUGCAUCUGGCCAAUCAAAAGGCUAUGGUUUUGUUCAAUUUGAUCAAGAAGAGGCAGCACAGAAUGCAAUUAAUAAGCUAAAUGGCAUGCUUGUCAAUGAUAAACCGGUUUUUGUUGGACCGUUUGUUCGCAAGCAGGAAAGGGAAAAUUCUUUAGACAAGACAAAAUUUUGUAAUGUCUUUGUCAAAAAUCUAUCAGAGUCGACUACGAAGGAAGAUCUAGAAAACAUAUUUGGCAAGUAUGGCAAAAUAACCAGUGCUGUUGUUAUGAGGGAGGAAGAUGGAAAAUCAAAAUGCUUUGGGUUCAUUAAUUUUGAGAACCCGGAUGCUGCUGCCCGAGCAGUACAAGAACUCAAUGGGCAUAAAUUUGAUGAUAAGGAAUGGUAUGUUGGAAAGGCACUUAAGAAAUCUGAAAGGGAACUGGAACUGAAAGAAAAGUUUGAUCGGAAUGCAAAGGAGACAAUGGACAAAUAUCAAGGUCUUAACUUAUAUUUGAAGAACUUGGAUGAUAGCAUUGGAGAUGAUGAACUGAGAGAACUCUUUUCUGGUUUUGGUAUGAUUACUUCUUGCAAGGUUAUGCGGGAACCUAAUGGUAUAAGUAAAGGUUCUGGAUUUGUUGCUUUUUCGGCUCCUGAUGAAGCAGCUCGAGCUCUCACAGAGAUGAAUGGGAAGAUGGUCUGCGGGAAGCCACUUUACGUUGCACCUGCACAGCGUAAAGAAGAUAGAAGAGCUAAGUUGCAGGCACAGUUUUCACAAGUACGGCCAGUAGCAAUGGUGCCUACUGCUGGUACUCGUUUUCCCAUGUACCCCCCUGGUGCUCCUGGUGUGGGGCAACAUAUAUUUUAUGGUCAAGCACCUCCUGGCCUUAUUCCACCACAGCCUGGAUUUGGUUUCCAACAACAGCUUAUUCCUGGAAUGCGGCCCACAGGGGCACCUAUGCCAAAUUUCUUAGUGCCCCUAGUCCAACAAGGUCAGCAGAUGCAUCGCCCAGGAGGUAGGCGUUCUGGAGUAGGACCUAGACAACAAAUGCAGCAGUCUAUGCCUCUAGUUCAGCAACAGCAGAUGUUUCCAAGGGGCCGUGUCCAGCGCUACCCUCCUGGACGCAACAUGCCUGAUAUUCCAAUACCAGGUGUUGUUGGAGGGAUGCUAUCUCCCUAUGACAUGGGAGGUUUGCCCAUGCGAGAUGCUCCUAUGUCACAACCUAUUCCCAUUGGGGCAUUGGCUUCAGCCCUUGCAAAUGCUACUCCUGAGCAGCAAAGGAUGAUGCUGGGUGAGAAUCUGUACCCACUAGUUGAGCAACUCGAACAUGAUCAUGCAGCCAAAGUUACAGGGAUGCUACUGGAGAUGGACCAGACCGAGGUCCUGCAUCUGCUGGAAUCUCCAGAUGCCCUGAAAGCGAAAGUUGCAGAGGCAAUGGAAGUUCUGAGGAACGUCGCACAGCAGCAUCAGGCUAAUGCCCCCACUGAUCAGUUGGCGGCGUUGUCCCUGAAUGAUGGCCUUGUUUCUUGAGAUCGCAGAGACUCGAUUAAAAUAAUACCGGACACCGUCUGGUGACAAACAGCUGGUCUUUUGAGGUUAUUUUGGCUUGGUUUUUGUUGGAUUGGGUGUCAACUAUGCCAUUGUCGACCUGUUUGUCAGUGGAAACAAUGAUUGAAUCUCCUGGAUCAUCGUA
Molecule: messenger RNA, 2477 nt
Organism: Musa acuminata subsp. malaccensis (wild Malaysian banana)
Lineage: Eukaryota; Viridiplantae; Streptophyta; Magnoliopsida; Zingiberales; Musaceae
Product: polyadenylate-binding protein 2
Cellular component (GO): nucleus; cytosol; ribonucleoprotein complex
Molecular function (GO): mRNA 3'-UTR binding; poly(A) binding; poly(U) RNA binding
Source: RefSeq, a predicted model, not a curated record